Molecule: messenger RNA, 520 nt
Organism: Sinocyclocheilus grahami
Lineage: Eukaryota; Metazoa; Chordata; Actinopteri; Cypriniformes; Cyprinidae
Product: retinoic acid receptor RXR-beta-A-like
Exons: 2
Coding region: 136-447 (103 amino acids)
Source: RefSeq, a predicted model, not a curated record
UUUUAUAAUUUGCAGGGAUAAUUUAGGUUGAUAAAAGAUCCAGGGGCCCGGCCUCAGUCCGCGGUCUUGAGUUGAACAGUCAUCCGACAUCAGAGCGAGUGAGUCGGUGUGAACAGCAGAGCCCUGCUGCACAUCAUGGGCGAUAGUAGAGAUUCUCAUAGUCCAGACAGCUCAUCCGUUUCCUCGCCACCAUCAGGUCAGCGUUCGCCCCCGUUGGGCCCUUCAGCCGCCGCCAUGACUUCCCUGCCACCCAUCACUUCGGCCGUGAACAGUCCCAUCAGCAGCAUGGGCUCACCUUUCUCAGUCAUCAGCUCCUCUCUGGGUUCUCCUUGCCUUCCUGGAACUCCCUCGGUAGGCUACGGCCCCAUCAGCAGCCCACAGGUGAGCACUUCCAUGAUAACACUUCUGGUUUUCCUCCGGACUCGACUCCCUAUAUUUCACCAAUAGACCUGUAUGUGCGCUACGAGACAAACAGUCCAGCUUGUUUGGUUUCCAGUUCUGCCAUCAGGAGUUGAGUUAA